GGGUGUGAUCACCCAUCCGAGUUCAGCCACGCCGAAUCCUUUGCUGGUGAUACUAUGCCUCCAUCACCAGAAGCAACUUCACGAUCAUCCGAGUCGGCAGCACAGCGACUCAUAGAUCUUCAGUCUCUGCUGUUCUCGCGGCACAUUACCAGAUUACAGGACGCAGACGGGCUCACGACACUGAUCAACACGACCGUGCACUCGACAGAAACUCUCAUUGAUGUCGUGGAAAGCUUACCACUAGUGAGGCCGAGCGUGGAAGGACGACGAUCUACUUCACCGCCAUCCUGCUGGACCGGAGCACCCGACACUUCCGGCUUCGCCACACAAGUAGUGCCACAGCUUCCGAAAGAGCCACUACAACAUCUACAUCAACCACCAAACCUGACUCUCGUUAUCUCUCUUUUUAUGACAAAUUAUCUUCUUCUUCUGGAUUCUUACGAAGAACUCCUUGGCGCCCUGAGGGGCCGUCUUCAAUGCUCACGACAGAGCCAGGGCCCGAGCCCCGGCAGCGACUUCGGCCUGGCGCAGCCAUUUUUGGGCAGCAAUACACCCAGCGGAAACCUCAACAAAUUCAAUGUUGUGAGCUCUUUUGACCUGGACGUCAACUCGGUCGUAUUCUUGUUGUCUCGAAUGAUGAAGAGACUACACAAAUCUACGGAAUGCCGCUUCAACUCCGUUUCCAUGACACCGCCUGCCGUCAGCCAGUCUCAAGGCCAGGGCUUCCCGGCUUCAGCUACAUCAUACAACUUUAACUUUCAAGACGGGAUAAGCCAGGAUACAGACGGGUGCUCGGAAACGUCAGGGGCCUUUUCUCCGAUGGCAAUGAUGGGAGACUAUGCACUACGGGAAGUAACUCAGAGGCACCAGAGCGUGAUGGAGUCGCUCCGUGUGAUUAGGUGGCUUGCAGACGAAUUAUGACACAGCCUGUACGACAAUUGUACACACUUUUGUGAAACUAAAGUUAAAGAUACAUCAAUCAAAUAAGCGAACAGCCA
Molecule: messenger RNA, 998 nt
Organism: Colletotrichum acutatum
Lineage: Eukaryota; Fungi; Ascomycota; Sordariomycetes; Glomerellales; Glomerellaceae
Exons: 1
Coding region: 55-921 (288 amino acids)
Source: RefSeq, a predicted model, not a curated record